AUGGCCCUCCGCCACAGUCCGUCGAAACGGGGCAAGAGCGGAGUGCGGCGUAGCGUUGGCGAUGAGAUCGAGGCGACGCCGCGGACGACGAAGGAACCGGCGGUGGCGCAAGCUUCAGCCCGACGACGCGACGAAGUCCAACCGGACACCGCGAGACCUGCCGAGCCCUUCGAUAGCACCGUGGUGACGCCUCGUGACGUGGUGCCGUUGAUUCGCGGCAACACGCGACGCUCUUACAACCGGCAGGACACGCAGGAGAAGCUGCUGCAGAACAACCGGCCCAAGGAGAAACGGGCGGAGCGUCUGUGGAUGGCAUCGGCGCGCCCGGAUGCGAACGGCUCGGCGGCGCAGGCGCCGCACGCCUCGCCCGAGGAGGAGAUCGUGAGUGCCGAU
Molecule: messenger RNA, 393 nt
Organism: Mesorhabditis spiculigera
Lineage: Eukaryota; Metazoa; Nematoda; Chromadorea; Rhabditida; Rhabditidae
Source: the annotation of a GenBank genome assembly